AUGGCUGACGAAGACUUUUAUGAUAUGCUUGACUUGUCGCCGCCGGGAAUACCGAAACAAGAUCCCAACUACCCUUUUCAAGAUGGAUUUCUGCAGUAUGGCAAUUCGUUUCGGUACUCCGACCAACAGACACCUGACGGUAACACUCCUCCGCCUCCCCCCACGUCAAACAACCGACAAACGCUUCCGGAAUUACCAUCUAAUCUGCGACCAACCCAACCGGGACCACUCGGGCCGGGGUUCAUGCCCGAAUACUACGGCGCCGGCUUGAGCACCGGAAACAGCCAAAGUGUUUCGAUGGGCUUGAAUACGAAUCUGUUUUCCAAUCUGGUUUCAAAUCUGAUCCCGAAUCUGAUCUCGAAUCUGAAUUCCAAUCUGAUUUCGAAUCACUCCAAUCUGCUCCAUCCCGCAACCCAGUCGCAGUUUCUCCAACCAAAGUCGCCCAGUGCCUACUCAUCGCAUUCUUUAUACAGCGAUGCGUCGCUGAACCCGGGAAGUCCGUAUAUGGACGCAGUAUCGCAGUUCAGUCACACCUACUCUGACGCCGGAGGAGGUGGUGAUUUUAGCGGUUUCGACACAGAAAUUGCUCUUGGAGGCUCCAUUUCCACCACCAACCUUGCCGGUCUCAAUCAAAGCCAGUUUUUUAACGACAGACAAUACUUUCCCCAGCAGCCGGCCGUACUCCAGCAAAACUACAAUGCUCGAGACCACUACCAAAGCAUGCCGUACGCCGGAUUUGACUACCUUUCGAGCCCGCCGUCUGCCAGCCAAACCAUAGAUACCCGCUACAACGGAAGUUCGACUUCCGCGACAGCAGAAGCGCCGUCUUCGUCCAUCGACAAUUCUCACAGUGGUCCAUUGACGGAAAAUAACCUCCAGUACAACGAGUUGCAGCAGGUAAAGAUCUCGGUGCAAAAGGCACCCGAACAAGUGGCGGCUCGAACCCCUUCGCUCUUCAGCAACUCGUCGCAUUCACUGUACAAUUCCACCAAAAGCCCCAACGAAAGCCUGAAAAAUCACAACCAUCUCCAAAAUCCCUCACCCAUAUCUCCCUCGGUUUCCGAUACUGCUUCUGAUGCGUUGUUGCGUCCCGAUGAAUUCCAGUCUAUGAAGCGGGGCCGCCGACAUGCUCAUCAUUUACGGCUGGAACUGCGCCUGAGACUGCGUCUGCAACUGCGCCAGCUGCAACCGAAUCUGCGCCUGUCGCUGCGGCUGCCUUCUGUCUACGACGAAGACGACUACUCGGAAAACGACGGCGAUCGCGACGACUACGAAUCUCCGUACGAGAGUAUUCGGGGAGAAGAUGGUGAAAUGAAGGUUCCUUCACGCACAAAAAUGCUCGAAUUAGCACUGCAGAACCUGGCUCCACGAAGAGUGCAAAAACACCCGUCGUUGUUCUCGUGCCAUUUGUGCGAUAAGCGGUUUACCAGACCAUAUAAUCUCAAGUCUCAUCUUCGCACCCACACCAACGAGCGGCCCUUUGUUUGCAGCGUUUGCGGCAAGGCAUUUGCUCGACAGCACGAUCGAAAGCGCCAUGAGGAUUUACAUACGGGAGAAAAAAAGUUUCUGUGCCGCGGGUUUCUUCGAGACGGUACACCCUACGGCUGUGGUCGUAAAUUUGCCCGAGCCGACGCUUUACGGCGCCAUUUCCAAACCGAGGCUGGCCGAGACUGUAUCAAGGCGCUUUUGGAAGAGGACGAUCGAGACCGAAAGAACGGUAUAGAAGGGGGCAGCGAACUCCCGGGGGGAUUGAAGCGUGAAACCAUCAUGUUUGCAGGCUCGGUGCCGCUGGUGGCUAUAUCGCCGCCGGAUUAG
Messenger RNA from Meyerozyma guilliermondii ATCC 6260, 1815 nucleotides. RefSeq names its product DNA-binding transcription factor (gene CRZ1). Gene Ontology annotation, molecular function: RNA polymerase II cis-regulatory region sequence-specific DNA binding; DNA-binding transcription factor activity, RNA polymerase II-specific. The record is from RefSeq and is a predicted model, not a curated record. NCBI's taxonomy places the organism in Eukaryota, Fungi, Ascomycota, Pichiomycetes, Serinales, Debaryomycetaceae. The transcript has a single exon. The coding region runs from base 1 to 1815 and encodes 604 amino acids. Gene Ontology annotation, biological process: regulation of transcription by RNA polymerase II.